Messenger RNA from Ipomoea triloba (trilobed morning glory), 2914 nucleotides. RefSeq names its product probable E3 ubiquitin-protein ligase RHG1A. The transcript is spliced from 7 exons. NCBI's taxonomy places the organism in Eukaryota, Viridiplantae, Streptophyta, Magnoliopsida, Solanales, Convolvulaceae. The coding region runs from base 306 to 2495 and encodes 729 amino acids. Gene Ontology annotation, molecular function: ubiquitin protein ligase activity. The record is from RefSeq and is a predicted model, not a curated record.
UUGAUUUUCCUCACCCACCAAUUCAUUUCUUUCUCUCAUCUCAUCUCCUCUCCAAACCCCUCUCUUCCUCUCUUCUUUCUAUCUCUUCUCCCUUCUGUUAAGCGGGAUGGAGUUUGGAUUCAAUGUUUGAUCAUUUUCUCAAGAUUGAAUCUUUAUAACGCUUGGUUUGCAUUUCAGGUCUUGAUUCUAGAUCUAUCGCUUAAUUUUGUAGCUUUUGACCGGUUUGCUAAAGGAAGAGGGGGUGAAGCUCUGUGUGCGCAAAAUAUACUUCCCAAUUCCUUUGAAUAAAGUACAUUCUAGCCCCAAUGCAAGGGCAAAAGAGUGCUAUUGGUUCCUUACCUGAAACUUUAGGCUUUAAUCAUGGGUCUACUUCAGCGGAUGCUGGCAUAGAACCACAGAUAUGCUGGAAUAAUUUGCGAAAUUCAACGCAGAACCUGAUACCAGAUUAUAUGGUUUCUUCUAAUGAAACUGCCUCUGGAUAUAUUGGUUCUGCAAGUCAAGAGAGGCAGAACUUGAAUGGCUGGAGUUUAGGAGAAAGCAGCUCGAGUAUUGGACAAAAUCAGGUUAGUGAAAAUGACCCAAAACCAGAACAUCACUGGCCAUCUCCUAUGAGUGCUUUCCCUGGACCACCUCGCAUCCCUGAGGAAAGGCGAUAUGGGCCCUCCAAUAUUCUUUCACUGAAUAAUGCUGAAGUAAAUAUAAAUAGCAAUCACACCAUUGGCACAGGACUAUUUAUGCAAGGUUCUAGUUCCCGCACUUCACCUCACAAUCUCAACAGAAAUUCAGGAUUUGAGGGGGAUGACACUGAUGAUGACGACGACGAUGACUGUCUAGUAAUGGAGUGUGUCACUGCUUACAAGUCUGAAGUACCGGUCAAUGAGCGAGUGCCAUCUGGUAGUACUUCCUUGAUCCCUUUUGCAGGCCCUUCUGGAACUGGUGGAUAUUUGGCUCCGGAAAGUGAUGGCAGGCCAGGCAGUUCACUUGAUGGUCGACGCAUAUCGUGUAAAAGGAAAGCACUUGAAGGCCAUGUUGGUCAAUCUUCUGGAAAUGGUAGUUCAAGUUACUUUCAUCAUGCCGAAAGUAGUGUGUGGCAUACUGUGCCUGCUCAACACAAUGUAAGUAGCAGUUCUGUCAUGUCCUCUCCUGCACAGAACUAUAAUGGUGUUAGUCUGCCAGAGCCGAUAAACCCAAGGCUUGGACUAAGCAUUGGAAGUGCUGCUCCUGAAGGUCCUCUUGGUUUAACUUCUUCCAGAAAUGCAGAAAGCUCCCGUAGAAAUUUCCGAGUGAGGAUUAAUACCUCACAACAACAAGAUUCUAGUCCUCAGAAUCUGUUUUCAAGCAACGCUGAUGUUGUAAAUGCUACCAUUUCAUCUGAUAGGCACUCAUCGAGACUCCUUAACAAUAAUUCGUUGAACUUACAGCCUCCAACAGUAACAUACAAUGCAAAUCCUCAAGGGUCAGUGCGUGUCCCUGCUUUGCGUCCUAGUGCACAGGCUAGGUGGAACGCUGCAUCUAGCUCAAGAAGUGGUAAUCCAGCUAGUUUUCCUCUUCCCGGGGAGAGAGAUUUCAUUCUAUUUGAUGAACCAAGUUCUAGAGGUGUGCCGAGAAAUAUGUCACAACAUCCCAUGUUUACUCCUGCUUCUGAGAUAGGGAAUCCAACCCAAAACCCUCCUAACUGGGGUUUAGCCAAUGGAAAUAUUAGUAUUGCUGGAAAUGCCGCUUCUACUUCUCGGGGUGCCUCUAGUUCAGGAGCUCCCAAUGCUUCUCCUUCUUGGGCACCUCAUCGUAAUCCUCCACAAUAUCCUAGGAGGCUAUCAGAAUUUGUUCGUAGAUCCCUGUUGUCUUCAGUUGCUUCUGACUCGGGGGUGACUGGCAAUAAUCCCCCUCCACUUUCUGGUUCUUCUGCUACCUCACAGGAGAUAGCUCUUUCUGCUAAUAAUGGGCAUCGGCCAUCUAGUUCAAGGUCAGCUAUGUUGUUAGAGAGGCAUCUUGCUGGUUCUUCUGGAGGUCCUUAUUCCUGGAGGGGUCUGGCUGCUGCUGGGGAGGGAAGAAGCAGGCUAGUCUCUGAGAUACGAAAUGUUUUGGAUCUUAUGCGACGUGGAGAGAACCUGCGGAUUGAGGAUGUGAUGAUACUCGAUCAGUCAAUCCUCUUUGGGAUGGCCGAUAUUCAUGAUCGGCACAGGGACAUGCGUCUUGAUGUUGAUAACAUGUCAUAUGAGGAGUUACUUGCACUGGAAGAGCGUAUUGGAAAUGUCUGCACUGGGUUGAGUGAAGAAGCCAUUACGUCCCGGUUGAAACAGCACAAGUAUGUGUCCAUGAAGACCGAAGAAUCUAUGGAAAGAGAACCAUGCUGUGUAUGCCAGGAAGAAUAUAACGAUGGGGAUGAUCUUGGAGCGUUGGAUUGUGGGCAUGAAUUCCAUAACGAGUGCAUUAAACAAUGGCUUAAACACAAGAACCUGUGCCCCAUAUGUAAAACGACAGGACUGGCUACAUGAUGAGCGGGGGAAAGGUGUACAAGUGUUUACCAUACAUCAUUCUUUCAUUUAAUCGGAACUGGGUGGGCAGCUGGAUGGAUAAAACGUCGUCGUCUCUCUUUAGGCAAGAAUGACUCCACUAAGUGGGUCAGAUCGCGUAGAGUCUCCAUAGGAAUCACUGAAGCGUGAAGGUCCUUCGCGUAUUUUUCUCCCCGUAGUUUUAUCGUCAUCUCCUUGUGGAGAAUAUGAGUGAUCCUAAAGUAGCUCUAGCUUUAGCCAUUCAUAUUGUUAAGAACCUCACUAGUUACCUGGAAAUGCACAAUUUUUUUUUUGUUUUUUUUUUUCUUUUUCAAUUCGUAUCCAGUAAGAAUUUAGAAUUACUUAUUUACUAUUGAAUAUUUGUUUAUUUAAUUUUUUGGCUGUAUGCUUAUUUGACAUAA